AUGUCCGAACAACCCAAGCAGUACGGAGUUACGCCGCCCAUCACUGUGGCUGGACCUACAGAAAAAGAGGUCGAGCGCAACCAGACACUUAUCGAAGAGCUCAAAAAGCAGGACAGUUUUGAGAGCCAAGAGGAGAGCGCGAAAAGAACGCAAGUUUUGGUUGCGCUUCAGUCAUUAACCGAAAAUUUUGUGAGGAAAGUAUGCGUCGGGAAGGGCAUGCCGGAGCAUAUUGUGAAGAAUUCUGGUGGAAAGAUUUUUACUUAUGGGAGUUACCGUUUGGGGGUAUAUGGGCCAGGAUCUGACAUUGAUACACUUCUUGUUACGCCUGCCCAUAUCAGCCGACAUGACUUCUUCACCACUCUGCCGCCUAUGCUCCAGGAGCUGAAUCCGCCGCCGGAAGACCUCUCAAUAGUCCCCGAUGCCUAUGUUCCCAUCAUCAAAUUCGAACUCCAGGGGAUUUCAAUAGAUCUAAUUUUUGCUCGCCUGCCAAACAUCAAUUCAGUACCGCGGGAUAUGGUUUUGAAUGACAAAGAGCUCCUGAGAGGAUGUGACGAGGUUAAUUUGCGCUGUCUGAACGGAUGCAGAGUUACCGAUGAAAUUCUUGCUUUGGUACCUAAAACGGGAGUGUUUAAAAUGGCUUUAAGAGCUAUUAAGCUGUGGGCGAAAAGACGUGCCAUCUAUGGCAAUGUGAUUGGCUUCCCCGGUGGUGUUGCUUGGGCAAUGUUGGUUGCCAGAAUCUGUCAGCUCUAUCCAAUGGCCGUCAGCUCGGUCAUUAUAAGUAAAUUCUUCAAGAUUAUGGGCAGCUGGACCUGGCCGCAACCUGUUCUUUUGAAAGGUAUUGAAGAUGGACCUUUGAAUGUGCGAGUAUGGAAUCCAAAGAUCUACGCUUCAGACCGUAGUCAUCUGAUGCCUAUCAUUACACCCGCGUAUCCUAGCAUGUGCGCGACACAUAAUAUCACUAAAUCCACUAAAACGAUCAUAAUACGCGAGAUGGCCAGGGCAAAUGAAGUCGUAAAUAGGAUCAUGGUAGGUACUUCUAGCUGGGACAACCUAUUCGAACGUCAUAGCUUUUUCACCAAUGGUUAUCGUUACUAUUUGAGCGUCAUCGCCUCGGCCAAGGGCAAGGAGCAACUGCUAGGAUGGUCCGGACUUGUGGAAUCCAAGUUACGUCAUCUUGUGAUGAAACUUGAACAGAUUGAAACAAUCAAACUUGCCCACCCCUUCAAUAGAGGAUUCGACAAAGUUCACUUCUGUGCUACUGAAGAGGAAGCAAUUAGUGUUGCCCAUGGAGAAAUCCGGAGCGUGGGCAUCCAUGACGGUGUAAAGACGGCCGAGACCGACCUCAAGGACCAAAAUGGGGAUAGCGAGUCAAAGGAAGAAGACGAUUCAAAAAUAAAGGUCUACACAACUACUUACUACAUCGGCCUAGAGAUCAACAGUGAAAUUUCCAAGCAGAUCGAUAUCUCUUGGGCUAGUCAAGAAUUUUACGACAUGUGCAAGAGCUCGGAGCACUACAAUGUUGAAGAACAGAGUAUCAAUAUUGCCUUGACUCGCAACUAUGAGUUGCCUGAUGAUGUUUUCCAUGCUGGAGAUACGAAACCCGUGAAGCAAACUAAAAAGAAGAUAAUCAAGAAGAAAGUCAACACUGUGGCUAAUGGCAACGGAAAGAAAAGAAAUGCCGACGAGGAAUCGAUUGGCCACGACGCAAAAAGGCAACAAUUACAGCACCCGCAAACUGUCGUACAAGCUUAG
This is a messenger RNA of Morchella importuna, 1752 nucleotides long. RefSeq lists its product as uncharacterized. The coding region runs from base 1 to 1752 and encodes 583 amino acids. Gene Ontology annotation, molecular function: poly(A) RNA polymerase activity; RNA binding. The transcript is spliced from 10 exons. The record is from RefSeq and is a predicted model, not a curated record. Gene Ontology annotation, cellular component: nucleus. Lineage: Eukaryota; Fungi; Ascomycota; Pezizomycetes; Pezizales; Morchellaceae.